AUGAAGUUGCACUAUCUCAUUCAAGGUUUGUGCUUCCUGACGGCUGUCGAGGCACAGACCGCCAAAGACGACUAUGAUGCACUAUGUGACUCUCGGGACGAGGAUAUCCUUACCGGGGGCAACGGAGAGAACUUUGCCUAUGUCUGCGGGAUGACCGCAAAGGGAGGCCGCAAUAAUAUCAUCGACACCCUUGAAAAUGUCGGAUCCAGCAGUGCUUGUGCGGAUUCAUGUGCUGCCGUUGAUGAAUGCAAUGGAAGCACAUGGAACUACUUACUCAAAUCCUGUUUGCUCCACAGAGAUGCCGAGGAUAUAAAAAAUCGAAGAGGAGGACUUUUACUCCGUCGCGCGGACAGACGCCCUUCCGCAGAUUGCACGGUCAUUCAAAACGAGCUCAAGGAGUGCGAGGACGCGGAGAUCAUACUGCAAGAUGAUCUGAAUACGUGUAAAACUGCCCAUACUACAUCAGAGAAAGUAAACACCGAUCUGGAAGACAAACUUGAAGCUUGCGAGUUUGAGAGAGAUCUUCUUGAAUCCGAGGCGGCAACCACGCAGGACUGCGAAAGCGCGAAAGGCCAAAUUGAAGAUCUGAAUCAACAGGUGGAGCAGUGCAAGUCUGAUGCUUUGUCUACCGCUCUUGAUCUGCAUGAGUGCCAGAAUAUUGCUGCUUCUGGUGCCCUUGAGCUGCAGCAAUGCAAGAACGCCGCGGCGACAAACUCUCUGGAGCUGCAGCAGUGCAAGAACUCCGCCGCUUCGAGCUCUCUUGAAUUGCAGCAAUGCCAGACUACUGCUUCCUCCGGUGCCCUUGAGCUACAGCAAUGCAAGUCUAGUGCAGCGUCCACAUCCCUGGAGUUGCAGCAAUGCAAGGCCGCUGCUUCUAGCUCUGGACUUCCUGCAUUCAAGGAUUGCACAACUGGUGGUGAUGGACAGAUUCUCAAGAUCGGGAGCAGGAACUUCAAGCAGAAGUGCAAUGUUUCUAUGGCGAAGAGUCAGAUGCCUCUCAGAAGGGUUGUGAAGCCGGGUCUCAAUAGACUGGAGUGUGCCCUGAUUUGCGCUCUUGAUGCAGGAUGCCAGAAUGUUUACUUCGUUCGCUCAACUUCAACAGUUGGUGAAUGCCAGCUGCAGCAACAAAAUAUCGAGUCUCGCCUAGGGCGGGGCGAAGAUAUUGAUUAUAUCCCAGUAUAA
This is a messenger RNA of Penicillium atrosanguineum, 1182 nucleotides long. RefSeq lists its product as uncharacterized. Bases 1 to 1182 code for a protein of 393 amino acids. The record is from RefSeq and is a predicted model, not a curated record. Lineage: Eukaryota; Fungi; Ascomycota; Eurotiomycetes; Eurotiales; Aspergillaceae. The transcript has a single exon.